Messenger RNA from Effrenium voratum, 678 nucleotides. The record is from the annotation of a GenBank genome assembly. NCBI's taxonomy places the organism in Eukaryota, Dinophyceae, Suessiales, Symbiodiniaceae.
AUGAAAGACUGGGGCUUCGCCCUGCGGCCCUGGAAGUCGGCCCACCUCGCCAGCGAGUCGGUGAUCAUCCACGGUACCCAGGGCUUGGUCAUGGGCCUGGCCUACUUCGACGAUGUUGCCGGCAUUCAGCGAAAGGCCGAGUACGCCAUGGGCUUCGUGAAGUCCCACGAGGGCACGGUGCGGAUCAAUCUGCAUCACUCGCACUUCCCCAACUACACGGAGAUCAGGAAGCUGCAGGUUCUCUCCACUCGGGCGCCUAUUCAGAAGUACCAGGUGCUUCAGGCGCAGAAGGACUGGGGCGACGGCAUGGUCGACCUGGGGAGGUAUGGUCGCACAGUUCUGGAGAACGAGGAGAAGGACCGCCUCGAGAAGUUCGUGGGCGUGCACCCUGAGCACAAGAAGAACAGGACGACUUUGUGGCGGAAAGCGGCCGACUUCGUUGACAAGCUGUACGGCUUCAACGAAGCGCAGGUGCUGCUCAAGGUCACAGAGGCUUCCCCUAGCACGAGGUUCCGGACCACCCGACUCGGGGCAGUGUCCUGGCUCAUCGGCAACGACUUGGAUUUCCCAGCAGACCGGGGCUUUGCGCUGAGACCCUGGAACCAGGUCCGGUUCGAAAAUGCCGACGUCAGCAUCCAGGGAGAACGUGCACAGGCGCAGCAUGUUCUUGCUGGAUGA